This is a messenger RNA of Gadus morhua (Atlantic cod), 2241 nucleotides long. It is a transcript of the gene arsa, whose product is annotated as arylsulfatase A. Gene Ontology annotation, molecular function: arylsulfatase activity. Lineage: Eukaryota; Metazoa; Chordata; Actinopteri; Gadiformes; Gadidae. The record is from RefSeq and is a predicted model, not a curated record. Bases 183 to 1748 code for a protein of 521 amino acids. The transcript has 8 exons.
CGGAAGUAAAAUAUGAAGUCUUGUUUGUAUUUUUUAAAUAAACUAAAUAGAAUCUAGUUAAUUUUUUUCUUCUAUUGGACUCUGGCUAACGUUCCAGCAUAUUAUUACGGUUGCAGUAAUGCAGCUUAAUGCUAGAUGUCAACCGUGAUUAAACAAAAUAAUAAGCAGAAGAUGUCUUCUCUAUGCGACGACUUCUGAAAACAACCACAACAACAACACGAAUGGGGCAGCCCUCUGUAAUUAACGGCAUAAUGGAUUGGUUUGUUCUAUCCGUUGUUAUCCUUUCUACAAGAUGCUCGGCUUUGCAGCCGAAUUUUAUAGUUAUUUUCGCGGACGACUUGGGUUUCGGUGACCUAGGCUGCUAUGGGCAUCCUUCUUCACUUACUCCAAAUAUUGAUCGUCUAGCAGCUAACGGACUCCGUUUCACAGACUUCUACACUACAUGUCCUGUUUGCAGUCCAUCCAGAGCAUCGUUACUGACAGGCCGGUACCAGACCCGCUCAGGAAUAUAUCCAGGAGUGCUUUAUCCUGGGUCCAGAGGCGGGUUGCCCCUGAACGAGACCACCAUUGCGGAGUUGCUGAAGCCACUGGGCUAUGCAACUGCUGCUGUGGGGAAAUGGCACUUGGGAGUGGGCCCUGGUGGAAUGUACCUCCCCACCCACCAGGGGUUUGACCAGUACCUUGGCAUUCCCUACUCUCAUGACAUGGGGCCCUGUUGGAACCUGACGUGCUUCCCACCAGAUGUGAAAUGCUUUGGAUUAUGUGACGUUGGCACCGUAGCCGUCCCACUGAUGCUUCAGGAUGUGAUCAAGAAACAGCCUGUCAACUUCCUGACUCUGGAGAAUUCGUACAGUCAGUUUAUGUCAAACUUCAUUUUCAAUUCAGCAUCGAGGAGCAAACCCUUCUUCCUCUACUAUCCAUCCCAUCACACACACUACCCCCAGUAUGCGGGGCCCAAGGCGGCCGGGGCCUCUCUCAGGGGUCCGUUCGGAGACGCUCUGUUGGAGUUUGACAGCACGAUAGGCGACAUCCUGGACGCCCUAGAGCAGAUGCAGAUCAUCAACAAUACCUUUAUAUUCUUUACGGCUGACAAUGGGCCGGAGCUGAUGCGGAUGUCCCGCGGAGGCAACGCGGGUCCGCUGAAGUGUGGGAAGGGCACCACCUUUGAAGGGGGCAUGAGGGAGCCCGCCAUCGCCUUCUGGCCGGGCGUCAUAGCACCAGGUGUGACCCACGAGCUGGCCAGCACCCUGGACCUGCUGCCCACCAUCGCAAGGCUCUCGGGGGCCAGCCUCCCCCAGGUGCAGCUGGAUGGGGUGGAUAUGACCGACCUGAUGCUGACACGCGGGAAGAGUAAGAGGGGCACGAUGAUGUUCUACCCCACAGAUCCCAGUGAGAAAACCAGCAUAUUCGCUCUCCGGCUUGGCAAAUACAAGGCCCAUUUCUACACACGGGGUGCCACACACAGUUCGACAGGCCCGGACCCGGACUGUCAGUUUGCCUCUGCGCUGAAGGCUCACGACCCCCCCCUGGUCUUUGACCUGGAGUCGGACCCCUCGGAGAACUACCCCCUGUCCCUGGACACGGAGCCUGCUCUACACGGCCUGCUGGACAAGAUCCUUGAGGCCAAAGCUAAGUUUGAAGCCUCCAUGGUGUUUGGUGAGAGCCAGGUAGGAAGAGGCUCAGACCCCGCUCUAGCGCCCUGCUGUGCCCCUCUGUGUCAACCUAAACCCAGCUGCUGCCAAUGUUGAUGCAUUGGCAAGACUGACCCCAAGAUUGACUUGAACUCCGGAUUUCCUUGCUUUCGCCUAGAGCAGGGGUUCCAAACUACUGAAUUGUCACCAAGUCCCAGAUAGAAGGGCUUUUUAACUCUGUUUGAAUGUGAAAUCUUAUAGUAACCUGUUUUGUGAUGUGCCUCGAAUAUGUUUUGCUCAUCAUUGUUCAAAGAAUGCAUAAUUUUCCCUUCUGUUAAAUGGCUCACGAAUGUAUUCAGCAAUGCACUUUUUGUUUUGCAAUGUUAAAAUAAAGGACAAAUAAUUUGGACAUCAAGCAUAUAUUUUAUUCAUUAGAACCAAACCCAUGACAUGGCAAUGUGUUUUUUGUCAUUUUUUUAACUUUCAAUUUUACAAGUCCUUGUUUUUUUUAAAGAUACAAGAUGGGAUAUGUUUGUUCUGUCACAUACUGAUUUUCCGCAGGUAUACAGUGAAGAAUUUGUGUACAUGUAAUAAAGUCAAAUGUUUGGUA